This is a messenger RNA of Caenorhabditis briggsae, 1371 nucleotides long. The transcript is spliced from 6 exons. The record is from RefSeq and is a predicted model, not a curated record. The coding region runs from base 1 to 1371 and encodes 456 amino acids. NCBI's taxonomy places the organism in Eukaryota, Metazoa, Nematoda, Chromadorea, Rhabditida, Rhabditidae.
AUGAACCUUCCCAUACUCAUUUUCAUCUCGAUUCUGGUCACUUGUUCUGCAAUCAAUCCAAAAAAACUUCCGGAAUGUAAUGAUGAAGAACUUUCAAAAAUGGAACGGUGUAUUCCUAGAACUGACUACUUGCAAAUGGUUAUGAGAUAUUAUGAAGAUGAAAAUCAACCAGUUGAGAAUUAUAAGGAUGCAGCACUUUAUUGCACAAAUAUUUUGGAUUGUCUGGCUCCACUGAACUGCCGAGAAGCUGAACCAAUGAAGUUGGAAUUCGAAACAGUUCGCGAGAAUCUCGAAUACAAGAUGUUGGAGCUAAAACCAUGCCUUGCCAGAUUUUUCACCAGAACUUAUCUGAUUCAGCAUUCAAGAAAUUCCAGCUGUCUCAAAGAUUACAGUUUCUUAGAUAAAGAUUUGACUAUAAAAAGCGAUGAAUAUAUUGAAGGAGAGGCAUGCUUCCUGAAUACCAUCAAAUCGUUGUGUGGCACGGAUGCUAUGGAGUAUUACACCAAAAACUACCAAAAAUUUGUGACCACAAUUUCGACUGAACCAGAAGACGCUAAAUGCUCACAUCCACACUUUCAAUUGAAUUCCCUUCAAUGUAGAGGAUUGGAACUUGAAAUAAUCUUGAGAAUCGAUAGCCUCAAAGAAAGAAAAUACAAAGGAAGUUAUGCUGAAUUCACAGAGAUAAACCAGAUGUGCGAGGACGCUCAGCAUUGUCUCUCUGUGAAUGAAUGUCAAAAGUUUGAUACUUUUAAAACGACAUUGGAGAAAUCAUGUGAAUUACUGGAUUAUUUGGGUGACCAAUUUCAUUGCCUUACUGGAUUCUUCAAAGAAGCUUAUUCGUCAAACGGGUCCACUUGUUUCCAAAAAUGUGAUUUUCUAGAGAAAGAUUUGAGCAAGAAACGAGAGGCAUUCGAGAAGGGAAAAUCAUGUUUCACGGAUUAUGUCAAGGAUCACUGUAACCAGACUUCCAUUGACUUUUUCUCCAAGAAUUACCAGGAAUUCGUGAAUGAUAUUUCCAUCAAACCCAAUGACACAGAUGGUCAAAGUCCCCAUAAAGUAUUGAAUACGUUCCGAUGUGAUGCGCUAGGUAAACAAAUUCAAAACGAAAUCCUAGAAUUGCAUGCCAUGAAAUUGGAGUCGAACGACACUCGUGUCCCAAAAAUGAACAAGAUGUGCAAGGACAUGCAGUACUGCGUUGACGACUCUUGUUUUGUUAAAGAACAUACCAAACAUACAGUAGAACACACUUGCAAUCUUCUCGAGAUGGUUCACAAAAGAAGUUUCGCAGCCUGCGCUUCGAAACUGAUGAAAGACAAACCGGACUUUCUAGAUUAUGAAUGCCUGGAUGGACUGGAUUUAUAUGAUCAAUGA